AUGAACCUUGUUAUCGAGGGAGAAAUGACAAAUAGACCAGGAUUACUGUCUAUAGGGACUUUAUACACUUCAGAGAGUACAAGUGAAUGCAUAUUAAAUCCACUAUCAGCGAGAGAAGCUUGUAACGAGAUUCUCACCGACAGAAAAGGCUACAUUAUGUCACCAUUUUAUCCUGAUUCCUAUGCAAAUGAUGAGAACUGUUCCUGGAUAAUCAAAGCCAGAAAAGGUCACGUUAUUCGUUUGGAAUUUAAAGUAUUUGAAUUGGAGUUGAGCCCACGGUGUUCAGCUGACUACGUAGAAGUGUAUGAUGAAGACGAAGCACAGUCGACAUCUCGUAUUGGUCGCUACUGUGGAAGGAGAUAUCCACAAAUAAUCCAGUCACAAUCAAACAUGUUAAAAAUAGUAUUUCAAUCAAGCAAAUCCGGUAAAGGUCAAGGAUUCAAGAUUUACUAUCAGAUGAUAGAAGGUGCAAAAGAUGACAGCUGUAUUCAAGACUGCCCCUCUUCGUGUAAUUGCCGGAGACUAGAAGAUGGCGGAAUCAUCAUGGCUUCACAUCAACUACAGUCUAUUCCCAAGCGCCUGCCCAAGAAAACAAAUGCUAUAUUAUUUGGAGGGAAUAAGAUUUACCAAGUUAAAAGCCAUGCAUUUAUAAAACAAAGUUAUCUAUCUUUGAUCGACUUGAGCUAUAAUCGAAUAUUUUCGAUCGAAGAAAUGUCUUUUGUAAACCUACAUUCGUUAAAGACCUUACGGCUUAAUAGGAAUUUCAUCAAAGAAGUGCAGAAAAACAGGUUCAGUGGUGUCGGGGGACUUGAAGUAAUAGAUUUUGGACAAAAUUUAAUUUCAAGCAUUGAAAUGGAAACCUUUUCUGGUUUUCCAGCCCUCCGUGCUUUGAGCCUUCGCAGUAACAAAAUAAAGGGACUGCAUAAACUCACCUUCCAAAACAACACAAACUUAAGAUAUCUGUAA
Messenger RNA from Actinia tenebrosa (Australian red waratah sea anemone), 966 nucleotides. RefSeq lists its product as uncharacterized. Gene Ontology annotation, cellular component: plasma membrane. Gene Ontology annotation, biological process: adenylate cyclase-activating G protein-coupled receptor signaling pathway; activation of adenylate cyclase activity; hormone-mediated signaling pathway. Lineage: Eukaryota; Metazoa; Cnidaria; Anthozoa; Actiniaria; Actiniidae. Gene Ontology annotation, molecular function: protein binding; G protein-coupled peptide receptor activity. The record is from RefSeq and is a predicted model, not a curated record.